Molecule: messenger RNA, 387 nt
Organism: Endocarpon pusillum Z07020
Lineage: Eukaryota; Fungi; Ascomycota; Eurotiomycetes; Verrucariales; Verrucariaceae
Exons: 1
Coding region: 1-387 (128 amino acids)
Source: RefSeq, a predicted model, not a curated record
AUGCCUACUGAUAACGUGGAUAUCAAUCCAUUCGUAAUGCGCCACACAGCUCCCAACUCGGAAACAUUCUUGGAGAACCUUCACCACCAGACGGAAUUGAGAGAUGCGAGGACUGGCCACAACUCUCGGAUGAGGCUGAAAAGAGAGUCAGAAGGCGACUUGUGUGUUCCCGACCCGGAGAAAGUGCGGUAUUGGGAUUCUUUUGACGAAGACCCUUCUGACGAAUGUUCUUCUGGUGGGGAUUCUUCCGACGAGGGUUCUGCGGAUUCUUCGGAUUCUUCGGAUUGGGAUUAUUCUGAGGGGAAUUCUUCUAAUGAAGACUUUUCUGACGAGGAUUCUUCUUCCGAGGCGGAUUUAUCCGAGACGGAUUGUGAUACCAACAUGUAA